Messenger RNA from Dovyalis caffra, 3066 nucleotides. NCBI's taxonomy places the organism in Eukaryota, Viridiplantae, Streptophyta, Magnoliopsida, Malpighiales, Salicaceae. The record is from the annotation of a GenBank genome assembly.
AUGGGGUGGUUUAAUGCAGGUUCUAGUGUGGCAAGGAUUGUCAUCAGGAAAUCUCUAUCUCAGGGUGGAUCAUAUUUGACAAGAAGGCAGACCAUGCCCUCAAAGAAUCUGAGUUCUCAUAGUACAAUCUUUAGAGUGAUGGCACACACUGCAUCUGUCCUUCCUUCUGUGCCUCUCUCCGGACGAACUGAUAAUUUUUUAGAUGGCGCGAGUAGUGUGUACAUAGAAGAGCUUCAAAAGGCCUGGGAAGCUGAUCCAAAUAGCGUGGACGAGUCAUGGGACAAUUACUUCAGGAAUUUUGUAGGACAGACAGGAACGUCAGCUGGAGUUUCAGGCCAAACAAUACAAGAGAGUAUGCGUUUGCUGUUGCUGGUUCAAGCUUACCAGGUUAAUGGCCACAUGAAAGCCAACUUAGAUCCAUUAGCUUUGGAAGAAAGGGAAAUCCCUGAUAAUUUGGACCCUGCUUUUCAUGGUUUCACAGAAACUGAUCUUGAUAGGGAGUUCUUUUUAGGAGCGUGGAACAUGCCUGGUUUUUUAGCUGACAAUCGUCCAGUAAUGACCCUGCGGUCCAUAUUAACUAGACUUGAGCAGGCGUACUGUGGGAGCAUCGGUUACGAGUACAUGCACAUCAGUGAUAACGAUAAGUGCAACUGGUUAAGAGAAAAGAUUGAGACAUCAACACCAGUGGCAUACAAUAGGGAGCGGCGUGAGGUUUUCCUUGAUAGGCUGACAUGGAGUACACAAUUUGAGAAUUUCUUAGCCACUAAAAUGAAAGCAGCAAAAAGAUUUGGGCUCGAAGGUGGGGAGACUCUAAUCCCCGGAAUGAAAGAGAUGUUCGACAGGGCCUCAGAUCUCGGAGUUGAGAAUAUAGUUGUUGGAAUGCCUCAUAGAGGAAGGCUGAAUGUCUUGGGCAAUGUUUUCAGGAAACCACUUGCCCAGAUAUUUAGUGAGUUUGACAAGAAUGCAAAGCCUGUCGACGAGGUUGGGCUUUACACAGGUACUGGUGACGUUAAAUAUCAUUUGGGAACUUCUUAUGAUAGACCAACUAGAGGAGGAAGGAGAAUUCAUUUAUCUUUGCUCGCAAAUCCAAGCCACUUGGAAGCUGUUGACCCUGUUGUUCUCGGAAAAACCAGAGCAAAGCAGUAUUACACUAAUGAUGUUGACAGGACAAAGAAUAUGGCUGUCGUGAUCCACGGGGAUGGCAGCUUUGCUGGGCAAGGUGUCGUAUAUGAAACCCUACAUCUGAGUGCACUUCCUAACUACACUACCGGGGGGACUAUACACAUAGUAGUGAAUAAUCAAGUAGCUUUCACUACGGAUCCGAGGUCUGGUAGAUCUUCACAGUAUUGCACUGAUGCUGCCAAGGCCUUCGAUGCCCCCAUUUUUCACGUAAAUGGAGAUGACAUGGAGGCGGUUGCUAUUGUCUGCGAGCUUGCAGCAGAGUGGCGUCAGACAUUCCAUUCAGAUGUCGUGGUUGAUAUAGUAUGCUAUCGUCGAUUUGGGCACAAUGAGAUUGAUGAGCCACUUUUCACACAGCCUAAAAUGUACAAGGUCAUUCAGAAGCAUCCCUCCUCUCUUGAUAUCUACCAAAAGAAACUUUUAGAAUCUGGAGAGGUCACUCAAGAAGAUAUCGAUAACAUACACAAAAAGGUGAAUUCAAUACUCAACCAAGAAUUCUUGAACAGCAAAGAUUGUGUUCCUAACCGAAGAGACUGGCUAUCAUCUCGUUGGUCUGGUUUCAAGUCUCCUGAACAGCUUUCACGUAUCCAGAACACAGGGGUCAAACCAGAGUUGUUGAAGGAAGUUGGUAAAGCAAUCACAGUCUUCCCAGAUGAUUUCCAGCCUCACAAACAAGUAAAAAAGGUUUAUGAUGAUCGUGCACGGAUGAUUGAGACAGGGGAAGGCAUUGAUUGGGCACUUGCAGAAGCACUUGCUUUUGCAACAUUGCUAGUAGAAGGUAACCAUGUUAGACUCAGUGGUCAGGAUGUUGAAAGAGGUACAUUUAGUCAUCGGCAUGCUAUGGUUCACGAUCAGGAGACGGGGAUGAAGUAUUGCCCUCUGGACCAUAUUAUGCACGGACAAAAUGAGGAAAUGUUUACUGUGAGCAACAGCUCUCUUUCAGAGUUUGGUGUUCUUGGAUUUGAAUUGGGCUACUCGAUGGAAAAUCCAAAUGCUUUGGUUAUGUGGGAAGCUCAAUUCGGCGACUUUUCUAAUGGGGCUCAAGUGAUAUUUGAUCAGUUCUUGAGCGCUGGUGAGGCAAAGUGGCUGCGUCAAAAUGGGCUUGUUGUGCUACUUCCUCAUGGUUAUGAUGGCCAGGGUCCUGAACAUUCAAGUGCUCGAUUGGAGCGUUUCCUUGAGAUGAGUGAUAGCAGCCCUUAUGUUCUACCUGAGAUGGAACAAACACUUAAAAAGCAGAUACAAGAAAGCAAUUGGCAGGUCGUGAAUGUUACCACUCCAGCCAACUACUUCCAUGUGUUACGACGCCAGAUACACAGAGAUUUCCGUAAGCCUCUGGUAGUCAUGGCGCCAAAAAACCUUCUUCGCCACAAGAAGUGCAAAUCAAAUCUUUCUGAAUUUGUUGAUGUCGAAGGCCACCCAGGUUUUGAUAAACAGGGCACCAAAUUCAAGCAGCUUAUAAAGGACGAAAACGACCACUCCGAUCUAGAGGAGGGCAUCAGGCGAUUGGUUCUUUGCUCUGGAAAGAUUUAUUACGAGCUUGAUGAAGAACGGAAAAGGGUUGAUGGCAAAGACAUUGCAAUUUGUAGGUUGGAACAACUUUGCUCCUUCCCAUAUGACCGCGUCCAACGAGAACUGAGGCGUUAUCCAAAUGCUGAGAUUGUUUGGUGCCAGGAAGAGCCGAUGAACAUGGGUGCUUACAGUUACAUCGCACCCCGUCUUUGCACAGCUAUGAAAGCAGUGGGCAGAGGAUCCUGGGAGGAUAUCAAAUACGCGGGCAGGGGUCCAUCUGCUUCAACAGCCACUGGCUUUCUUCAGGUUCACAAAAAUGAACAAGCUGAGCUUGUUCAGUUAGCCAUGCAGCCCCAACCAAUCAAAUUCUUCUGCUGA